CGGAAACCAGGCUUGAAAGCGACCACCCACAGAAGUAUAUGAUUUCGCUAGCUGGUGGAAGAAUAUUAUUGACUGGGAAGCCAGACAGACAAUAUCUCGUCGCACAUACCGUUGAAAUAUUAAAAAGGAAACGGUGUGCGGAUUGUGUAAAGCCACGGUGCGUCAUCGCUGAUAAAGCUAGAUAAUGCAGUCCAUUGAUGCACGUCGUUGUUGGUUGUUGGCAAGCGGCCUCUGUCUUGCCUAUAUGGUUGGCACAGUUCAAGCACAAGCAUGCAGCAAACCCAAACUCGAACCCGAACACCCCAACACGGUAUUGUCACCUGGAGACAUUGGAAAGGAAACAUUUGAAGAUGGAUCCGAGGUCACGAUUCAAUGUCACAUAGGUCAUGUACGUGAGGGAGGGUCUCCGACCAUCACAUGCACUAACGGGCAGUGGAGUACUCUGACAAUGACUUGUAAAAGAAAGAACUGUGGCAGUCCUGGAGAAAUACUGAAUGGGCAGUUUAACAUUGAUAAUGGGACCGAAUUUGGCGACAUAACUGUGGCUAAAUGCAACACAGGAUACAAACUCAUCGGCAGUGCUCGACGGCAAUGUAUGGAUGGGGGGUGGAGUGGCAGAAUACCUACAUGUGAAGUGUCAAAAUGUGGUCCAGCACCUCAAGUUGUGAAUGGUAAACCAUCGUCGAAUGAGGAGUCGUAUGACUAUGAUGCUGUUAUUCGUUACAACUGUAACCCUGGAUUCACACUUAAAGGAAGUAAAAGCAUACUUUGCAAAGGGGAUGAAGUAUUCGAACCAGCUCCGCCUCAAUGUAUAAAGGUGGAGUGUCCUGCACCUGACGUUCAAAAUGCCAUUGUGAUUGAUGGAGCUUCCGCUCCCUACGGAUACAAAUCCUUUCUUACUUAUAGGUGCAAAGCUGGAUUUGUGAUGCAUGGAGCAGACAGUAUAACAUGUGAAAUAGAAAGUGAAUGGAACCCUCCUAUUCCAGAAUGCAGAGCCCCUCCAACCACAACCAAAGCCAGUCCUACUCCUACUACAAAGAAACCCACAGAGAAAGCUCCUGGUCCCGGUCCCAAGCCCACUGAUGGUACUGAUGAUAAUCCUAAUAAUAAAUACAACACUGGAGUCAUUGUCGGGGCAGUUAUUGGCACACUUGCUGUAUUUGGAGUUGCAGUUGGCGUUGUGGUUCAUCUUCAUAAUAAAAAAAAGCGCUCUCGGGGUGGGUACUCUGGCAAGGUGGCCACCAAGUAACAACAGGAAGUUGUAGCACCCUUUGGCCAUGUACAAAGCACUGCAGCCCUCCUAUUGAUUCACUAUAGCCUCCUGUGAGCUUCAGGGAGAGAGGUGGCUCCUUCUGCAUCAGAUCUUGAAUGUGUCCCGUCCCCUGGCAGCGACCUCCUCCAUGGCUUUGAGACAACAAAUCAGAACCCACCACAGCCAGAUUGAAUAGUUUGGCUCAUGACCAUGUCAUUUGCACAAAAUCUGUAUGAUGUUAUGGUUUCAACAAAUCUACCAUCGUUCGAUACACAUCUCCAUCUCUCACCAGUCAAAAGUUAGUUGAUAGAAACAAUCAUUUCAGUAAACCAUAAAAGUGAUGUGGAUGCAAAUGAGGUAACAUUGUCACCUUUUGGCCUGUAUAAGUUCCUAUCCACCCACUAAUGACACAUCAUAGGUGAACUGAAGGAAAAACUUAUGGGGGGAAGAAUAUUGUGAUUAUUUUUAAGUUGACACAGUAGCCAUCUGUAUGUAAUGUUUCUCAUGAAGUCACAAUCAGUUUUCUCCUAGCUCCCAUAUAAAUAUAACAAUUUAUUUCACGCUUCCAGGCUACUCUUGUACCGUUGGCUGUCUGAGAUACAACUAGUAUAUGUGCCUGCUGUAAAGUAAGUGAAGGAAAAUAUAUCUCUUACUAUUUUUACACAACUAGUUGUGUAGUGUCAUCUUGUCUGCAAGAUGCAUGUAAUGUAAAGAAAAUAGUUGUCAAAAUUGUUUGUAUGUCUUGCCACAGUGUAAUUUAAAUACAUACAUUACAUAGAUUGUCCUUGCACUUUAAGGGGUAAAGCACUUAUCUGCUUGCAGUUUGUUAUUCUGGGCACCUUACAUAUUAUUUGAAUUCUGAACAUAUUGUUUGUGCAUUGAUCUAAUUUAAAACAUUUGUAUUUAAUUGAGUGCUUAUGUUCUUGUGAUGCAAAAAGCAACAAAUAAAGCUUUAACAUAAAGGCCACCCGCUAUCCACAAGCAUAACAUCCUCCUUUUCCAAUAGUCUUACAAAACGGAAGUUUUAAAGCUGAAAGUGUUGCAGUGGUUCCUUGUUGGCGCAACAGCCUGCACCUUGCAUUGUGAGACCUGAUAUGUUCUAUUAAGUGUCCUGCAAGAAUGCUGGAGUUGGGUGUUCUGGGUCCUUAAAUAUGCCUUAUCCAUCAAAGUGCAAACUGUGUAUAGUUGUACCAUUUCAUUGUGUACUUGACAUUACCACUGGGACACAAUGUAUCUGUGUUAUUAAAUUGAAAGGUCAUUCUUUCCUGCUCUGAUGAAUAGAUUUGUGAAAUGUUGUUGACUUUGUGUUAGCAAAACCAGUAUUGUGUGGAAUGUGGAGGGAGGGGGGGGAAGGGGUGUGUGUGGUGAUGAUGAAGCUGUAGUUGGAUUGCCCAUUAUGUGCUUCACUCUGUAUUUUACUCCCAAUUAAACAAAUAGCUUGAAGUAAAACUUGUUAAGGAAAAGGCAGAACCCCAAACCACUUUAAAUUUGGGAUACAUCCUGGAUAAUUCAUUUUUUUUUGUUACUUAAACAUAAUCAGUUAUUUUGGAGUAUUGCAUUGUAGUGGCCUCAAAGGCUGGUGCUUAAUCACUUGUGAGUUUGAACAGCUUUAGACUUGUGCAUUUAUUUUGUGUUUGUUCAAGUAAACCAAUUAAUAAAAUUGAAAUAAUGUAAA
This is a messenger RNA of Osmerus eperlanus (European smelt), 2927 nucleotides long. RefSeq names its product membrane cofactor protein-like. The coding region runs from base 185 to 1249 and encodes 354 amino acids. Lineage: Eukaryota; Metazoa; Chordata; Actinopteri; Osmeriformes; Osmeridae. The record is from RefSeq and is a predicted model, not a curated record. Gene Ontology annotation, biological process: negative regulation of complement activation, classical pathway. The transcript is spliced from 13 exons.